ACUCGCCCUGCAUUUUUGCAGGGCAACGUAGACAAUCGAUCUCCAUCCUCUCAUUGCUUUCCCCUGAUUUUCCCACAUGGAGAGCAAACCGAACACCAUCACAGCCGCCGCGGUCCCAGCCCAUGCCAUCGUUGUCAGAGAGGAGAAGAAACCGCCGCAGGCGCAGACCAAGAAGAAGCGUGGGGCGAUGAACUUCCUGAGGGCCACGUUGUUGCUGAUACGCCGUGGAUCGGGCAAAACGUCGAAGCCGUCCGUCCAGAUCGAGGUGGCCGCGACCGGCGUGCUGAACAAGGUCGUAGGCUCGAUGCGUCCCCUGCACAUGCAGAGCCACCAGUCCCCGCCGCACGAGGGCACUGCCCCCGCGCUGGUCCAUGCGGUGUCCUCUCCGGGCGAGCACUUUGUCGAUGUGCUCCCCGCAUCCCCCAUGUCGACCCCGGCCAGGCCGUACUCGCCUUCUCGCUCGUCCACCUCUGGGAGCACGAGCCGUUAUGCCUCUGCGGUCAAUCUGCAAGACCUCGUCCAGGGAAAUUCUGAUGACGACGAGGAUGACGAAGAUGGUGCCUACGAUGGGAACGGUGGUGAUGACAAGAUCGAUGCCAAGGCCGAGGAGUUCAUCGCCCAGUUUUACCGGCAGAUGAGGGCGCAGACUUACAGCGAGAAGACCCGUCGGCGCAGCAAGCAUCACGCUCCUUGACAAUCUGUUUGGUACUGACGGACGUAUAUGUUGCCAUGCACGCACUUCAUCAUUAGGGUUUUCAAGAAUAAAUGACCAUCUUAGUUUGUGCCUGUCAUUGUCCAAAAAAGAACUUGCAUAGGCCGACAGACGUCGCGUGAGAUUGAGGAGAUUGGAUUGAAAAAGAGGAGACGAUGGUAUCUAUUUAUAUUUAUGUAUUUUCAUUUUUAUUGUUACGUUGGUGUUGGUGGUUGGCUUAUUUUUUGCAAUUUUUAGGACAUUAAAUUGAGGAAGGAGCACAUGAAAAUUGUUGAGAACCAGGGGAGGAGCCGACUUUGUCUUUAUUCUAAAUUCUUAUAUAAAUGUUUGUUCUUUUUCCA
This is a messenger RNA of Eucalyptus grandis, 1053 nucleotides long. RefSeq lists its product as uncharacterized. Lineage: Eukaryota; Viridiplantae; Streptophyta; Magnoliopsida; Myrtales; Myrtaceae. The coding region runs from base 77 to 694 and encodes 205 amino acids. The transcript has a single exon. The record is from RefSeq and is a predicted model, not a curated record.